Spodoptera frugiperda (fall armyworm) is the source of this 2287-nucleotide messenger RNA. RefSeq names its product 2-acylglycerol O-acyltransferase 1. Gene Ontology annotation, biological process: triglyceride biosynthetic process. Gene Ontology annotation, cellular component: endoplasmic reticulum membrane. The record is from RefSeq and is a predicted model, not a curated record. NCBI's taxonomy places the organism in Eukaryota, Metazoa, Arthropoda, Insecta, Lepidoptera, Noctuidae. Bases 120 to 1199 code for a protein of 359 amino acids. Gene Ontology annotation, molecular function: diacylglycerol O-acyltransferase activity. The transcript is spliced from 5 exons.
ACAGAUUGUGGUCGUCUUAAUUCCAUCUAACUCAGUUGUAAGCUGAACUUAGACGCGAGCGGUCGUGUCUCAUCCAUGUGAUAACACAAAAAAAUAAUUUCGUGAAAAGUGAAAUAAAAAUGAUGGAGAACUUAUCUCCUAUCAUCGAAAAGUUAAGCAAAACAUUCAGCCAAGUCUCAACACUGCUGGGCAUACAAUGGGCUCCCAUGGACAUCCCCAUGUCCCGUCGCCUUCAGACCUUCGCCGCUUUCCUUUGGAUCUACCUGAUACUCUUUGGUGAAGCCUUCGCAAUAUAUCUCUUCAUUCAACUGGUGUACUCCAAGUAUUGGUGGGCUGUACUUAUUUAUGGAGUAUGGAUGCUGAAUGAUAUUGAGAUUUGCAACCGUGGGGGACGAUCGUCAGAAUGGGUGAGAAAUUGGAUAUGGUGGCGGUACCUAGCCGACUACUUUCCAAUCAAGCUAGUGAAGACUGUUGACUUGGAUCCAUCUAAGAACUACAUGUUCGCAUGCUUCCCCCACGGUGUUAUAUCCCUUGGAGCCUUUAGCAGUUUCUGCACAAACGCCACAGACUUCAAAAAGCUGUUCCCUGGCAUGACUUGCCAUCUCAUCACUUUAGGAGGACAUUUCCUAGUUCCAUUCUUCAGAGACUUGGCCUUAGCACUUGGAAUCUGCUCGUCUUCAGAACAAAGUCUCCUAUACCUGUUAGACAAGAAGAAGUAUGAAGGGAACUGCGCUUGCAUGAUCAUUGGAGGUGCUGCUGAAGCUUUGGAUGCUCAUCCGAAAGAGUAUAAAGUGAUUCUCAGUAGGAGGAAAGGAUUUAUUCGUGUUGCGAUGAAGUCUGGGGCUGCCCUAGUUCCAGUGUUCUCCUUCGGCGAGACGGAUCUGUUCCGUCCCCCGAACAACCCUGAGAACAGCCUGCUGCGUAGAUUCCAGGAGAAAGUGCGACAGAUCACUGGGAUCUCCCCCAUGUUCCCCAUGGGACGAGGACUGUUCCAGUAUUCUUAUGGUGUACUGCCGAUCAGGGCGCCUGUCACUACUGUUGUUGGAGCACCAAUGGAAGUGAAAAGGAACUUGGAGCCGACAAACGAAGAGAUAGACGCCGUACACGCAGAGUUCACACAGCGACUCCAGACUCUCUUCGAAACGGAAAAGGUGAAAUACCUGAAGUACCACGAAGAAGCCAAGCUAGUCAUCACGUAGGCAAUCUGUUUUAUUUUGAUUUAAAUCCGCCAUGUACAAUAAGGAUUCGAAGAACAAAUUAAUAUAGCGAUGGUUGAGAGGCUAAUUGAUCUAAGAUACAUUUUUUUGCGAAAUUGAGUUAUAUGUACAUCAUUCGAUGGAGAAAAAAUCGGUGAUUCCGAAUAUGUAUAUAAAUUAAUAUAUAAUAUAAAAAUAGGUCGGGUUACCUUCCCGACGCUAUAACUCCAGAAGUCACGAACCGAUUUCUACAGUUUUGCAUUCGUUUGAAAGAUUCGGGCUGAGGUUUAUAGCAAAGAAAAUUCGGGAAAUCUUCAAGAGAAAAGCAGGAAAACGGAAACCUAUUGGUGGCGACACGAUGUUCGCUAGUAUUGCAUAAAAAUGUCGCUUAGAUUACUAUUAGCCUUUAAACCAUCGAUAGACAGUUAAUACAUUUUUCACAAAAUGUGAUUGGCUCAAAAAUAGGCAGUACAUUAUUACGGUUUGAAUAUUCUUGGUGGUAACUGUGAUGAUUCGAUUUUAUCUACGAAUUCAGUACUUUUUUGAAAGUAUUAGUAUCAUGUAUCUAUUUCUUUAUAACUGAUAUUUCUAUGUAUAAAUAUGUUAAGUAAAAAUUGGAACUAUUAAUUCUACUUUCUAGAAGUUUAGUGAUCGGUUCGGUAAUCAACUGCUAGAAACCAUUUUCAUAUCUACUUCUGUUAUAUAAUAUCAUUGAAUUUAUUUAAGUUAAUAUUCAUUAUUUAAUUUUAAAUUUCUUACAAUUUUACCUAAAGUAAAUCAGUUAUCUACAUCAUUAUACAUAUCGGUAAGAUCGGGUUUCUUUGACACUAGUGGGUAACUUUGACCCAAAUUCUAUAACCAAUAGGAAUCCAGAACAAAGCGUAUAAUAAUAUAUUAGUUUUUCAUUGGUCUAAAAGUUUGGGUCAAAGUUACCCCUAGGGUCAAAGAAACCCGAUUUUACGGUACCUACUUUAGUAGAAUUACUAAUGCCUUUGAAUCAUAGACUGAUUGAUAUUAUAAUAAUUAUUAUUAAUUAGUUGUAAGUUUGUUACAAAAGGGUAGAUUAAUAAAAUAUUUUUGAGCGUUCAAAA